Filobasidium floriforme is the source of this 912-nucleotide messenger RNA. RefSeq lists its product as uncharacterized. The coding region runs from base 161 to 820 and encodes 219 amino acids. The transcript is spliced from 3 exons. Lineage: Eukaryota; Fungi; Basidiomycota; Tremellomycetes; Filobasidiales; Filobasidiaceae. The record is from RefSeq and is a predicted model, not a curated record.
AAGGCUGUUGGCGAAGGAGAGUAGCUAGAGUAGGGGUAUAAAGGUCAGAUCACAGAUCACGGAUUACAGUCGAGCCGCGAGCCGAUUCGCUACAACCGCCUCCGCCAUCCUCAAUUCCGCUCUCAUCCCGAAUAAAAUACCUAUCAUACCCUCGCACAAUAUGUCCACCUUCGUCAUCGACUUGAUUAUUCAAACCGAGGUUGCUACUCCCGUCUAUUCGCAUGUCGACAUCCUCGACGCAGUCGAGAAGACACUCAGGGACGACCUUCGUCCCGCUUUCCCUGGUAAAGCUGUAGCAUUUCGCUACACCCCUACCUCCCCUCUUCCCGCGGGUGCGGCCACCUUGACCGACAAACACCUUGUUGGUGUGGUUUCCUCCCCUCUUCCCGCGGGUGCGGCCACCUUGACCGACAAACACCUUGUUGCUGUGGUUUUUGAGGUCGAUGAUCUCCGACUGUUAAACAACGGGUACAUCAAGAGAUACAACCCCUAUCCCGACUCUCCUGCGGCGGCGGCCAAGUACGAGAAGCACAUCGAGCUGAAGGGCCUCGAGCUGAAGGGCCUCGAGCUGAAGGGCCACGAGCUCAAGUACGAACAGGCGAAAUGCGCUGCGGCCAAGGAAAAGGCGCCGAAGUCGAAGUCGAAGGCGAAGGCGUCCGAUGGGUUCAAGGAGAAGGCGCCGAAGUCGAAGGCGAAGGCGAAGGCGACUAAACGAGCGAAGAAGGCAUACAAACUUAGGGCGAAUCAGAACAACCUUAAGGCUGAGAAUCAGCGUCUCAAGGCUGAGAACGCUCGGCUUAAGGCCGCUUUGAUCGCUUGACGAACUUGACGAACGUCAAGCGGUCAAAGUACAAAGCUGAGCAGAGUGAUCGAGGGAUGGCGGGCGACCAGUCAUGACGACGAGUGUUGAGA